Messenger RNA from Trypanosoma brucei brucei TREU927, 1353 nucleotides. RefSeq lists its product as hypothetical. The coding region runs from base 1 to 1353 and encodes 450 amino acids. The record is from RefSeq and is a predicted model, not a curated record. The transcript has a single exon. NCBI's taxonomy places the organism in Eukaryota, Euglenozoa, Kinetoplastea, Trypanosomatida, Trypanosomatidae.
AUGUGCGCCUCAUUCCAGAAGUGCUCUGCUGUUUCACAAGAAAAUGUUAUUGCUCAACCGUAUACGUGGUUGCUUGCAUCCAGUAUGCUUUCCAAACCCAUUUCUUCUUUUCAAUUUUUCACGAUUCUUGUGCAUACCAUUUGCUUCACGUGUAUAAGGCAAAAUAUUAUAUAUAUUCAAAGAAUAUAUAUUACCUGUGCUGUUUCGAUCAUGUUGAGGAGGAUGGAAGAUUGCUAUAUUGAUUAUGUGGCGGGGCUUCUGGCACGGGGUAACAUUGACAUGAACGUUGUAAGGACAACACUUGUUUCACUGGGCUUUGAUGAUAGAAGCAUAGACAUCAUGCUCGGUGAGGCUCUGAAUUUGCGUUGGACGAGUGGUUCCUCAUCAACCACACUGACCGCCUCCGAACCCGCCUCGGAGACGGCUUCGAGAACGAGUCUAGAGAAGGGGGCCGUUCCCUUCCUGUGUGGGGAUAACGCGGUUAAGCUCUCACGAUCUUAUCCAUUGGGGGAGGUUCCGGAGGGCACGGGUAGUGUCGACACAAGUCAGCAGCGCCUUCCUGUUGACUUUAGGGACAAAAUUAUAUCGUUGUCGAGCACCGGCAGCCAUUCGUGCAUGUGCCAGGAAGACCCUUCUUCCUCUUGCACGACUGGUAUGGGCUACGAACCUGAGGUUGGAUUGCCACCCUUCAUCAAUGCAGAAGGCUGCCAGCAAGACCGUGGUAAUGUGCCAGGUGAGCGCUAUAAAAGACAUUUGGAAGCCUUGGAAGAAUUACUCGGUGUUGUCUGGUUUCCUAGCAAUGAGGUUGUUGAUAGGUGUGUACCCCUGAGAGUGCGGAAUGAGCUGUGCCGAAGCCGACUGAAGAAGUUGAUAAUGUGUGGCAAGGGGCCAGAUAAAAUACUUCUCCCCCUGCCACAGUACCUUUAUGAAGCGGAACGUGAGGAUUGGGGAACGCCUCAGAAGAGUUACGAUGACCGAGCGGUUCGUUUUUUCCGCCAUUUGGACACGUGUGAUAGACAUCAUUCCUCCAUUCAACGGCGAAGGAGUCGCUCCCCCCGGCAAAGACGUCCCUGUGAUGGUGCCCUGGGUCACUGCGAACUGUGUAGGACCCUAUCUUAUAGAUUUCUUUUAUCCUGCAAAGGAGAACAACGCUCACGGCCGCAGACAACAUCCGCCGCCGCUGGUGGUGCGUGCCAUGUGAAAAUGAGACCGCUUUCUGUUAACACGGUUGGGUGUGGAAGGAUUAACGUAAAAGCCGUUGCGACGACGCUUCCGCGGCGUGAGGAUCGCGUGGGGAAGGCCCUUGCCUACCGUGCUGCGUGGAGCAGAUUUGGUCUCUGGCCUGCGAUAUAA